This is a messenger RNA of Aureobasidium namibiae CBS 147.97, 798 nucleotides long. RefSeq lists its product as uncharacterized. The record is from RefSeq and is a predicted model, not a curated record. The annotation marks the transcript as partial. Gene Ontology annotation, cellular component: mitochondrion. Gene Ontology annotation, molecular function: GTP binding. Lineage: Eukaryota; Fungi; Ascomycota; Dothideomycetes; Dothideales; Saccotheciaceae. The transcript has a single exon.
CUCCAACGCUACAACGUCUCCAACCCACCCACAUCACCCCAACAAACCUACGCAACUCGCUACUUCCAGAACCCAGCCUCCCCACCCAUCCACCUGUGGACCGCCGCCAAAUUCUCCCAAAUCCCUCGUUCCCCAUAUCCAGAAGUGUGUUUUGUGGGCCGCUCCAAUGUGGGCAAGUCUUCCCUUCUCAACGCUGUAUUCGGACGCCCAAAAGAAAAGAUUGCAAGAGUUAGUUCAAAGGCUGGACACACAAAGACACUUAACGCGUUUGGAGUGGGUGGUGGUACAAGGGAUACUGCUGCUAAAGAGGCGUUAAAGCAAUUGCAGUCGGGGGCGCUGGUUGUGGUUGAUACGCCUGGGUAUGGAUACCACUCACGUCAGGAGUGGGGACCGGAGAUCAAUAAGUUUUUUGAGAAGAGAAAGCAAUUGCGCAUGGUGUUUCUGCUCAUCGACGCUCUCCACGGUGUCAAGCCCAGAGAUCUGGUGCUGUUGCAGCACUUCGAGAUGCAAGGCAUUCCCUAUCAGAUUGUUUUGUCCAAAGUGGAUAGGAUAGUCAUGACUGACUCCAAAGUGCCCGGUGCGGAGAAACUCGGCAGAAAAGUGGCUCAAUUGGACAAGAUUUACGAAGGGGUUGAGGAGCAGCUAGCUACAUUGGACCAAGGAAAGAGGAAAAAGAAACGAGAUGUUCUUGCUGCUAGUGCUGAGAAACAGAUCAAGGGACUGCAAGGCUGGGGUGGAGGCGCAAAGAUUGGUAUUGAGGCUGUCAGGUGGGCGGUGCUCAAGGCUUGUGGCUUGGAC